Messenger RNA from Emiliania huxleyi CCMP1516, 2387 nucleotides. RefSeq names its product putative hydroxyacyl-coenzyme A dehydrogenase/3-ketoacyl-coenzyme A thiolase/enoyl-coenzyme A hydratase alpha subunit. The coding region runs from base 46 to 2148 and encodes 700 amino acids. The transcript is spliced from 11 exons. NCBI's taxonomy places the organism in Eukaryota, Haptophyta, Isochrysidales, Noelaerhabdaceae. The record is from RefSeq and is a predicted model, not a curated record. Gene Ontology annotation, biological process: fatty acid beta-oxidation. Gene Ontology annotation, cellular component: mitochondrial fatty acid beta-oxidation multienzyme complex. Gene Ontology annotation, molecular function: long-chain (3S)-3-hydroxyacyl-CoA dehydrogenase (NAD+) activity; NAD+ binding; enoyl-CoA hydratase activity.
GGAAGUCGAGAGUUGUCGAGCAGCGCGCUGCAACAGCAACACAGCAUGCAGUCCGCGCUCAAGCUCGCGCGACGGCCGGCGGCUGCCCUCUCGAGGCGCGGCGUGCGCAACGCGGGCAGCCUGACCAUGGACGUCCACCCGUCUGGCGUCGCGCUCAUAAAGAUCGACUGCCCGAACGCAAAGCAGAACACCAUGUCAAAGGAGCUGCUCGAGGAGUUUGAGGAGAUCACGUCGCGGAUCGAGAAGGACGCAGCGGUCAAGGCGGUCGUGCUCAUGUCCUCCAAGCCGGGCUCCUUUGUCGCGGGCGCCGACAUCAAGCAGAUUGCUGCGCUCGGCGACGCGCCUCCGGAGGUGCUCGCAGAGGCGUCCGGCAUGGGCCAGGCGGCGCUGGACAAGCUCGAGUCGAUGCAGAAGUCGAAGCCGUGGGUCGCGGCGAUCGACGGCCCCGCGCUCGGCGGCGGCCUCGAGAUUGCGCUCGCCUGCUCGCACCGCGUCGCCACCUCGUCGCCUAAGACCAUCCUUGGCCUGCCCGAGGCGGCGAUCGCCACUGCGCUCGACGCCGCAUCCGGCAAGACGAAGCCGCGCCAGCGCAAGCUCGGCUGGAUGGACUGGUUCCUCGAGAAGACACCGCCAGGCCGCAAGCUGCUCUUCGACCAGGCGACCAAGGCGAUGCUCAAGCAGACGAAGGGCAACUACCCGGCCCCGCCCGCGAUCCUCGAGUGUGCGAAGGCGGGCCUCGAGGCGGGGCACACGGCAGGCUCCACCGUCGAGCGGCAGCUCUUCGGCAAGCUCGCCGCGACGUCUGAGUCCGCCGCGCUGCGCGGCAUCUUCUUCGGCGCGACCGCCGCCAAGAAGAACCCGUUCGGCAAACCCGACAAGAAGGUGGAGACGAUUGGCGUCCUCGGCGCCGGACUCAUGGGCGCGGGCAUCGCGGAGGUGUCGAUCGGCAAGAACUUGCGCGUGCUGAUGAAGGACAAGGACCAGGCGGGCCUCUCGCGCGGUGAGGACAUGAUCCUCAAGUCGCUCGGCGCCAAGCUGAAGAAGAAGCGCCUCACCACCUACACGCACGACGCGCAGGCCUCGCGGCUCGUCGGGCUCACCGACGGCUCGCCCGCGUGGAAGAAGCACUUUGCGGGCGCCGACAUGGUCAUCGAGGCGGUCUUCGAGGAGAUGUCGGUCAAGCACAAGGUGGUGCGCGAGAUGGAGGCCAUCGUCGGCCCGCACUGCAUCAUCGCGUCAAACACGUCCACCCUGCCGAUCGGCGAGAUCGCGUCGGUCGCGCAGCGGCCGGAGAACAUCGUGGGCAUGCACUACUUUUCGCCCGUGCCAAAGAUGCCGCUGCUCGAGGUCAUCACGCACGACAAGACCGCGCCCGCCGUCGCCGCCGCCGCCGUCGAGGUUGGCAUCCAGCAGGGCAAGACGGUGAUCGCGGUCAAGGACGUGCCCGGCUUCUACGUGAACCGCUGCCUCGGCCCCUUCCUCACGGAGGCGAUGGCGCUCACGCAGCAGGGCGCCGACCCGCUCGCGAUCAACUCGGCGCUGCUCGACUUUGGAAUGCCCGUCGGCGGCGUGACGCUCUGCGACGAGGUCGGGAUCGACGUGUCGCGCCACGUCGUCAACAACCUGAUCGGCGACCAGGCCAAGGGCUACCUCGGUGUGCGCAUGGAGGGCGCCGACUUGCGUAUGCUCGACCGGUUCGUCGAGGAGGGUCUGCUCGGCCGCAAGGCCGGCCGCGGCUUCUUCGACUACUCGGACCCGAAGGCCAAGAAGAAGCCGAUCAACAAGGACGCGCUCGCCAUCCUCAAGGAGUUCCGCGACCCCGCCAAGGACGCGUCGCAGCUGUCCAAGGAGCAGCUCGUCGAGAGGAUGAUGAUGCGCUUCAUCGUCGAGGCGCUCUACUGCCUGCAGGACGGCGUCAUCCGCAACGCGCGCGACGGCGACGUCGCCGCCGUGAUGGGCAUCGGCUUCCCGCCCUUCCGCGGCGGCCCCUUCAUGUACAUCGACAAGCUCGGCGCGGACCACGUCGUCAGCAGGCUCAAGGCGCUCGAGGCGGAGCACGGCGCGCAGUACGCGCCGCCCGAGAUCCUGCUCAAGCACGCCAAGGACGGCACGCCCUUCAUCUCCUCUGCGCCCGAGCCGGAGGCUUGAGCCCGCCCGCCGGCGUGUAUUGGUGUCUGCGCCGCCCGGCAAGCGGCUUGCGGCAAGGGUGUGCGCGCGUCUGCUGUCCUCGCUCCGAGCACCCCUCCUGCCUCCACUGUUUCGUGUUUGCUCUUGAGAUGUGGCUCCUGUGCGCUUGGAGACGGAGGUGUGAAUUGACUAUUGUUGUCCUGGUUGUGGUUCUCUUGCCGUAUGUACGAACAGUCAAAACUCAAAUGAGAGAGUCCUGG